Messenger RNA from Linum trigynum, 972 nucleotides. NCBI's taxonomy places the organism in Eukaryota, Viridiplantae, Streptophyta, Magnoliopsida, Malpighiales, Linaceae. The record is from the annotation of a GenBank genome assembly.
AUGUCCAAUAUGAAGAUUUUAAGGCCUCCAAGUAGCCCGCAGCCACAUGUAAAUGAGCUUCUGAUAGCAAUUGCUGACUCUGAAAGAGACCUUGAUUUAUGGAAAAUCAGUCCUGUGGAGGGUGGUGUAGAAGCAAGAGGGUUGUUUCACAGCUACAUUAUUGUGUGGGUGCAAGAUAUUGAACUGAACUUGCUUGAGCUUUGCAAAGCAGAGAAGGUUCCAUGGGCUGGGGUAACAACAAAUCAAGCCACUUCUCCUUUUGCUGAAGAAAUGUAUGACAAAAUGAAGGACUAUCUAAUUGGGUAUGAAAUGGUGAUCAAUAGAUGGCCUCAGUGCUCUCUGAUUCUUGAAACUGCUGCUGCUAAUAUGGAACGAGCAAUAAUUAAGGCAUUGGAGAAGCAGUACAGUGACAUCUUAACGCCAUUGAAGGACAAUAUCCCCAAGAGGCUGAAUAUGCAUGUCCAGAUGCUGACAAGAACACAAUCCAAUGCACCUUAUUCUGCACCCAAUCAACUGGGAACCUUUUUGAACACGAUCAAGCGAAUCAUAGAUGUCUUCCUCGGGGAGCAGACGAAUGGGAUCCCAGUUCUGCUCAAAACCAACUACAAAAAUUACUUGCAGGCCACGGUGGAAAAGCUUGUCAACAACAUGCAAGCUAAUCGUGGCACGAGGCUGAAGAGAAUAUUGGAAGAGAUAAAAGAAGAAGAUGGGGAGGCUGAUGUUAGCGAAAGAAUGCAAAUGAUGAUGUCACAGCUCACCGAAAACAUAUCCAAUAUGCCUGGUGUCUUCUCCAGCCGGAUAUUCGUUGCAGCCUCUCGUGGAUUGUGGGAUAGAGUGGGACAGAUUGUACUUAGUUUCUUGAGGGCAGAAAGGAGAACAGGGUUUGGUAAAAUGGCUCCUGCUAUGCUCUUGGGGAUCCUUGAAAGUUUAGCACUUUUUUUUACUUACCAUGUUGCUAAAGAGUGUAAUUGA